Penicillium cinerascens is the source of this 585-nucleotide messenger RNA. RefSeq lists its product as uncharacterized. The coding region runs from base 1 to 585 and encodes 194 amino acids. The record is from RefSeq and is a predicted model, not a curated record. The transcript is spliced from 3 exons. NCBI's taxonomy places the organism in Eukaryota, Fungi, Ascomycota, Eurotiomycetes, Eurotiales, Aspergillaceae. Gene Ontology annotation, molecular function: hydrolase activity.
AUGCGUGGGUUUCUGGUUACAAUUGGCCUCUUCGCCGCUGCUAUUGCGGCAAAAAGCUCGAACUGCGCAGAUGGCCUAUAUAUGAUCGUUGCCAGGGGCAGCGGCGAACCCGCGGCUGCCAGUCCAAAGGGACUCUUUCCCAAGAACUCCGCAUCUGCUGGGUAUCUAGCACAGCUUAUUGCAGCGCAAAUCAAUGGCUCGGAGAUUAUGGGCGUGGAGUACCCUGCAACUGAGGAUAAUCCCCCCUAUCAGCAGUCAGAGAGCGACGGGGCAACUGCUAUGCUGCAGCUAGUGAAUGAGUACCAUUCGUCAUGCCCAGACUCAAAAAUGGCCCUCUUGGGCUACUCUCAGGGUGCCCAAGUAGUCUCUGAUGUCGUUUGUGGUGGCCUUGGUGGCAUUUUUAACCAUGAUGCACCAUUAUCACCAGAACUAGUCAAGAACAGCAUUGUUGCGAUCGUCCUGUGGGGCGACCCGACGCACAUUGCUAACACAACAUACGAUCGCGGCACAAGCGUUCACGACGGUGUAAGUAAUAACGCCGUGGUCACAUCUCUCGUUGCCAUUUGUCUAAGACUUCUCAACUAG